GCGUGGUAGACUGAGAGGAAUGUUGUAAUGAGUAAUGAGCUCAUUCCGACGGCGAAACACUCUGACCAUAAAUUGACGCAUAAUUGACGCAUCGCCUGGGCCUCAGUGGAAAACAUAUAGAUAUGGUUCAAUAGCCCUCAGAGUCACGAACCACCAUCUUCUUUUGCUGGUCAAAGAAGAAUUCUAUAUUCGCUCUAUACACACCCACUUCCUCGCGCCGUCCGACUACGACAGUUACCAUGCGUCUCUGUCUGAUUCCUUUGUGCAUUGGCUUGUUUUCAAUCCACGCGUAUGCGAUGCUUCACUUUUUCUUCCCAUGCACAUUUAUUUCUUCUCAGGAUGGCAGCACAAUUCAUGCACGUUCUGGUGUGCUAGCAUCACAACCUCUGGAACAUGGAGGGGUCAUUGCCAAACAGGAUCCAUCCCGCGACCCAACAGAUCGAAACCAACCUAUCGAUAAAUCAAGCGCCCAAAAUAUCCCAGGCGCUCUGGUUACGAUCACAUUUGAAGAGGAAGUCCACGAGCAAGUCCCCGUCCCAGGUGAAAGGAACGCAACUGUAGAGAACUUUGUCGUAUCGCUCUUACAGAGGCAAUACUAUACUACAGGAACGUUGAACAGUCAGACUCAUAUCCAAUGGGAACAUAACGUGCGAAGUGACUGGUCCCUAGCCCAAUUGCUGUUUCGGGUGGAAGAUACACGUACGGGGCAGCAUUGUCAUAAAUUUUGUGAUGCUGCGUUGGAUGUUCAUCAGAGUAUGCAGAUUUAUAUCUCAGCAUGGCGGGCACUAGGCUUCAUAGAAAUAGACGAGAUUGUAGAUCGAAUAAAUCGUUAUGCCAAGACUCACAGAGUGGUCGUAUAUGUCGAGAAGAACAGGCCGAGGACAGCAUAGAAGUCGUCGCUUCAAUCCGUUGUACUGAAAAUACUACGUGGAAAGAGGCAGCGAGCUGGGUGAGGUGUACGAUGGACGUUUACCAUGGAAGACCAUGAAAGUACAUAAAAU
Messenger RNA from Lentinula edodes (shiitake mushroom), 1001 nucleotides. RefSeq lists its product as uncharacterized. The record is from RefSeq and is a predicted model, not a curated record. NCBI's taxonomy places the organism in Eukaryota, Fungi, Basidiomycota, Agaricomycetes, Agaricales, Omphalotaceae. The coding region runs from base 240 to 890 and encodes 216 amino acids. The transcript has 3 exons.